AUGACUGCCGCACGCUCACACAGUUUCAAUUGUGGUCUUAAGAUUUGCUGUAAAAAUUUACGCGCAAAAAUCCUCAUAAAGAAUGAUACCUUAGACAAAAUAUGCAUCUUUUUGGCUGAAUUUCUGGGCACCGCAAUUAUGAUCUUCCUGGGCUGUAUGGGUUGUGUGAACACACAACACUUCCCCAACAAUCAUUUGCAAAUGUGUUUGAAUUUCGGUUUGGUAGUCAUGGUGGUGAUACAAUGUUUUGGUUGUGUUUCCGGUUCACAUUUGAAUCCGACCGUUACCAUUGCUGCCUAUAUUUAUAAAAUGAUAUCCGGGCCCAUGACUGUGAUAUAUUUUUGUGGUCAAAUGUUGGGCAGUUUUAUGGGUUAUGGUUUACUGAAGGUGGUAUUGCCGGAGAGUACAAUUAAUUCGCCUUCGACUGGUUUGUGUGUUACCAUUCCGCAUCCCGAUUUGACUGCGGGACAGGCAUGCCUAAUCGAAUUUAUUAUAAGUGCUGUUUUGAUUUUCAUUUGUUGUGGUGUCUGGGAUCCACGUAAUGUCAGGUUUCAUGAUUCCGUGCCAAUUCGUUUUGGUUUGGCUAUUGCAUGUUUGGCCAUUACUGCUGGUCCCUUCACAGGUGCAAGUAUGAAUCCUGCCCGUUCCUUUGGCCCCGCCUUGUGGCACAACAGCUUUACCAGGCAUUGGAUAUACUGGGUCGGUCCCUUGCCUGCAGCCGUCUUUGCAGCCUUCAGUUAUAAGUUCAUAUUCAGACGUGAAGUCAAAGAAGAAGCCAUCCAUCAAAAAUUACAUAGCUUGGAUGAUGUUCCAUUGUCAUAA
Molecule: messenger RNA, 822 nt
Organism: Musca vetustissima
Lineage: Eukaryota; Metazoa; Arthropoda; Insecta; Diptera; Muscidae
Product: aquaporin-like
Exons: 3
Coding region: 1-822 (273 amino acids)
Biological process (GO): transmembrane transport
Cellular component (GO): plasma membrane
Molecular function (GO): water channel activity
Source: RefSeq, a predicted model, not a curated record